Aegilops tauschii subsp. strangulata is the source of this 2524-nucleotide messenger RNA. Its product is annotated as C2 domain-containing protein At1g53590. NCBI's taxonomy places the organism in Eukaryota, Viridiplantae, Streptophyta, Magnoliopsida, Poales, Poaceae. Gene Ontology annotation, molecular function: lipid binding. The record is from RefSeq and is a predicted model, not a curated record.
ACCCCGUCAUUUUCAGAAAUCCCUUUCCCGGGACACGCACCCGCUCGCUCGCCUCGCCUCGCCCCCCUCGUCCGUUCCAGUUCCACCCAGAUUCACAAACCCGCCACUGCAACUCCUUUUCGCGGCAGCAAACAAGAUCGCCGGCCGGCGCGGCGCGGCGCAGCGAUGGACGCGGGCGACCUCUCCAUCGUGCACCACAUCGGCCUCGUGCUGCUCGCGCUGUGGGCCGCCGCCUCCUUCGGCUGCUGCCACUCCGUCGUCUUCCUCAUCGCCUUCCUCUACCUAUACAUGGUAAAUGCCCGCUGCGCAAUGAGACUGCGGAAGCGAAUACAACAUGCGGAAAUGAAAUCUGCCUACCAACAAAGACUGCUUUCUGAUGGAGAAUCAGUACGUUGGUUAAAUCAUGCAGUCAAAAAGAUGUGGCCUAUCUGUAUGGAGAAGAUUGUUUCACAACUUUUACGGCCCAUCAUACCGUGGUUCUUGGAUAAGUUCAAACCUUGGAUAGUUAGUAAAGCAAGUGUCCAGGAGCUUUACAUGGGUAGGGAUUCACCAAUAUUUACCUCGAUGAGAGUUCUGCCUGAGACAUCAGAUGAUGACCAUUUGGUUUUGGAGCUAGGGAUGAACUUCCUAUCUGCUGAAGAUAUGAGUGUUGUGCUUGCCAUGCAGCUGCAUAAGAGUGUGGGACUUGGAAUGACCGCAAACAUGCAUUUGACUAGGAUGCAUGUCGAAGGAAAGGUUUUACUUGGUGUGAAGUUUGUUCGGAGUUGGCCAUUUCUUGGCCGUCUAAGACUAUGCUUUGUGGAGCCUCCUUAUUUUCAAAUGACGGUAAAACCACUCGUUGGCCACGGACUUGAUGUCACUGAGUUUCCAGGAAUUUCAGGAUGGCUGGAUAAGUUGAUGGAUACUGCAUUUGGGCAGACAUUAGUUGAGCCCAAUAUGCUUGUCAUCAACAUGGAAAAGUUCUCAUCUACUCCUUCUGAAAAUAACUGGUUCAACAUUGAGGAGAGACCUCCUGUUGCAUAUGUGAAACUUGAGAUUUUGGAAGGGCUUGACAUGAAACCAGCUGAUAUAAACGGGCUGUCGGACCCUUAUGUCAGAGGUCGUAUUGGUCUUUUUAAAUUCCAAACUCAAAUACAGAGGAAAACAUUAUCUCCUAAAUGGUUUGAGGAAUUCAAGAUACCCAUCACGUCGUGGGAAGCAUCAAAUGAACUUGUUAUGGAAGUUCGCGAUAAGGACCACAUGUUUGAUGACUCGCUUGGAGAAUGUACCGUAGACGUAAAUGAACUGAGAGGUGGACAAAGACAUGACAAAUGGAUAUCGCUGAAGAAUGUCAAGAAAGGAAGGAUCCACCUGGCUAUAACGAUUGAAGAUGUAUCAGAGGAGACGGAGGCAACAACGAGUUUGGAAGAAUCACCAGCGAAAACUGAUGCGAAACUGCCACUGCCCACCUCUGCUGAUAGCAAGUCGGAUGCUGCUAAGCUGCUUGAAGAAAGGAAAGUUAUACUGGAUGAAGUUGAGCACAUUGACUUUGAUGGACAAGAGCAACCUGGAGGUGUAUAUGUACAUCGCCCUGGAACUGGUGUUCCCCAGACAUGGGAAUCCAGGAAAGGACGGGCACGUAAUCCAGACACGGAGAUCCUCCAAGAGGUUGACAUAUCAAAGGAAGCCCCUCCUACUCCUACCCCAAAGAGUGGUCGUGGCGGUAUGUUCAAUAUGGGCUCAUUUUUCCGGAGGAACUCGAAGAAGGGGAGCUCUCGCGAUCUCAUUGACCCUAGCAUCCCCACAAGUCCUGGUCCUCAGAGUGCACCAGAGCUUGAUCCGAACCUCCCGCGGACCCCGCGUCAAGGUUCGCCGGAUCUUGAUCCGAAGCUCCCCCGAACCCCACGUCCCAACCUGAAGGAGCUUGGCGAGAAGCGGACAUCGAUAAAGAUUGUGGUCAGCGACGAUGCAAGCAAAGGAGGAGACGCGGGAAGUUUGACAGAAGAUAUGGUGAAGGUGGUGGAGAAGAACGCAGGGGAGCCGGGUAGAUCACUGACAAGCACACUGAGCAGGAAGAUCUCCAUGAAGAGACGGGACGACAAGACGCCGGAUGUCCCGGAGCAGGCCGAUGCGUAUGGACGUGAGUUGGUGGUGAAUGAAGGGCCUGUUACAAUAGAGGGUAAGCCGAUGGAUGUCCAUCCCACAACGGAAGAUGGCAAUGUGCAGGAUGUUGCCGUGGAGGCAGAAAAUACUACUCGGGCUUCAUAAAUCAGAAGAGUGGAUGCAAGAUCAGCAAUUGGUACAAAAAUUCUCUGUGCUUGUUGUCCAUAUGGGUGAAGAAUAAAGAACUUAGAGGUGGUUGUAGAAUGUGACGAACAGCAGUGUGCUGUGCGCCUCUGCACUCGUAGCUAGGUGAGUGACCAUGUUGUAAGAUGGAUUUCUGGACAAAUCAGGUGUAAAGAUGUAAGAUUCCCAAACAAUCUGUACGUAUAUAUAUACCCAGACUCAUGUAUGUUAAUGGAAUUAGUGCUAUUUUCCACGUAAA